Doryrhamphus excisus (bluestripe pipefish) is the source of this 2832-nucleotide messenger RNA. RefSeq names its product napsin A aspartic peptidase (gene napsa). Gene Ontology annotation, cellular component: lysosome. Gene Ontology annotation, molecular function: aspartic-type endopeptidase activity. The record is from RefSeq and is a predicted model, not a curated record. Lineage: Eukaryota; Metazoa; Chordata; Actinopteri; Syngnathiformes; Syngnathidae. Gene Ontology annotation, biological process: proteolysis.
GAGUCAAACCGGAUAAUGCCGAAAGCGUUUAAUACACAUGCGUCAGUUAAUCUAGUUUCUUGUCAGUUAGCACCGGAAAACACAAAAAAGCGGUGUUGUGUUUUUCUUCAAAGGGCAGAAAAUGGCACGACUGGGGAUUUUCUACAUAGUUUGGGUGCUGCUGGUAGCGCACAGCAUCGCCAUUAUACGAGUUCCCCUUAAGAAGACGAGGAGCCUCCGUCGCAUCAUUAGCGAUAAUGGAAUGUCCCUGGAUCAAAUUCGGGCUUUGGGAAAGUCAUCCGGAGCUCCUGACAGCGCCCCUUCGCCACAACUACCCGUGGAGAGACUGACUAACUUCAUGGAUGCCCAGUACUUCGGCGCCAUCAGCAUCGGCUCCCCGCCUCAGGACUUCACCGUGCUGUUUGACACCGGUUCCUCCAACCUCUGGGUGCCGUCCAUCCACUGCUCCUUCCUCGACAUCGCCUGCUGGGUUCAUCAUCGCUACAACUCAAAGAAAUCGAGUACGUACGUUCAGAACGGAACGGAGUUCUCCAUCCGAUACGGCAGAGGCAGCCUCUCGGGCUUCAUCAGCGGAGACACAGUCACUAUAGCAGGUUUAUCCGUGCCCGGGCAGCAGUUUGGUGAAGCCGUGAAGCAGCCGGGAAUCACGUUUGCCGUCGCUCGCUUUGACGGCGUCCUGGGUAUGGCGUACCCAUCCAUAUCGGUGGCUAACGUCACGCCGGUGUUUGACAGCGCCAUGGCGGGAAAGCUUCUGCCGCAAAAUGUCUUCUCCUUCUACAUAAGCAAGGACCCCGCUGCGGCAGUGGGGGGGGAGCUGGUGCUGGGCGGGAGCGAUCCACAGUACUACACCGGAGAUCUGCACUAUGUCAACGUCACCCGCAAGGCAUACUGGCAAAUUAAGAUGAAUGAAGUCAAUGUGGGCACCCAGCUGACAGUCUGCAAAGGCGGCUGCCAGGCCAUCGUUGACACAGGAACUUCUUUGAUGGUCGGCCCCGUCGAGGAAAUCCGAGCACUCCAGAAAAGCAUCGGAGCUCUUCCCUUGCUGAUGGGAGAGUACUGGAUUGACUGCAAGAAGAUCGACUCCCUUCCUGUCAUCGCCUUCAACAUCGGAGGAAAGAUGUUCAACCUGACCGGAGAGGAUUAUGUCAUGAAGGAGUCUCAAAUGGGAACGUCGAUCUGCCUCUCAGGCUUCAUGGCCAUGGAUAUCCCGCCUCCUGCGGGACCUCUGUGGAUCCUGGGAGACGUCUUCAUCAGGAAGUACUACACGGUGUUUGACAGGAGUGCUGAUCGUGUGGGCUUUGCACUGGCGAAGUAGUACCACUAAAAAAAAAAAUACUGAUUGCACUGCAAUGCUCUCAAAAAUGAUUUAUCGCCAUUUAUCGGAAAGGUUUUGUUCUUGAAAUACUUUUGGUUGUAAAAAUUAGGUACAUGCAAAAAUAUCGUUGAUCGCGUUCAGUCAAGUUCUGUGAAAUAGGAUUUAGAAAUUGAAUAUUUUUUGUAGUUAGAGCAAAUAAAAGCUGUUCAUUGCCUUCAAAAUACAGUUUUCAACAUUAGAGCCCUCUAGACACGAAAUAACACCCCUAUAGUCACAUUUUACACUCAUAUUAUGCUAUGUAGUAAUAUUUCCGUAGUUGCAAAACUUGCUUGACUCUUUUUGUAACAUUAUUAGAGCCCUUCAGACAUGAAAUAACACCCCUAUAGUCACAUUUUACACUCAUAUUAUGCUAUAUAGUAAUAUUUUCGUAGUUGCAAAACUUGCUCGACUCUUUUUGUAACAUUGUUAGAGCCCUACAGACAUGAAAUAACACCCCUAUAGUCACAUUUUACACUCAUAUUAUGCUAUAUAGUAAUAUUUCCGUAGUUGCAAAACUUGCUUGACUCUUUUUGUAACAUUAUUAGAGCCCCACAGACAUGAAAUAACACCCAUAUAGUCACUUUUAAUUGAUAACAUAAGACUUGUGCUGCAGGGACUGUAGACGGCAAGCUAGCCAGCUAACAAGUUAGCCUCAUUAGAUUCAUUUUGUCUAAAUUUAAGAAGCCAAAACAUACCACUUCCACAUGGAAUGUGAGGAUAUUUUUUUUCAUUUUGUCAGGCAUGCUGUGUAAUUAAUUGUGUAACUGUGUAAUUAACUGUGUAAAGUAAUUUCUCAAAAACCGAGAUACAGCAAGGGAGUGAGAAUCGAACCGCAACAUUGCAAAAGACAACUUUGUUGCUGUAAAUGUGUUCCAGUGUGAUGGUAGCUGAGUAGUAGGUGGACAGGAAGUGACAUCAUGGGUUCAGAGGUUGUUUUUUUUUUUAGCACUGCAACAGUAGCUCACGUCGGGGAUUGCUAUGACGGUUUUGAGAGGAUUCAAACCUGGAAUAAAAGCCUGUUGUUCCUGCGGUGAUCAAGUCUGGUGCUUGUGCGUAUCACUGCGCAUUACAGUAACAUUACUGACACCUAGUGGCCAGUGUAGAACACUGCAUAUUAUCACAUCUUUGAAUGAGUCUACUGAAUGGCUUGUAUUUUUUUAUGCUUAAUUUACAAGAAAAAAAAACACAUAGAAAUGUAAGUUUUGACUACUAAUAGGCAGAAUUUUACCACAAAUUAGCAUAAUUUAUUAAUAUAAUUAUUGUGUUGCAGUGUCAUGUGAUGAACCAUUUUUUUUUGUUUGUUUUUAGGAGGAACAGAAAUUGAAUGUAAAGCAAAGGUACAAUCAAAGUUGCGUAAUUAUUAUUUUUUACCUGACUUUUUGCUUCUUUUGAAUUAAAAAACUGCUGGUUCUGACUGGAGUGUACAUUCCCUUUCUGUGUGAAUCCAACUGAAAAGAAAUAAAGACAAAAUAAAGUCA